Molecule: messenger RNA, 8347 nt
Organism: Alligator mississippiensis (American alligator)
Lineage: Eukaryota; Metazoa; Chordata; Crocodylia; Alligatoridae
Product: IgGFc-binding protein-like
Exons: 19
Coding region: 1-7512 (2503 amino acids)
Biological process (GO): cell-matrix adhesion
Molecular function (GO): protein binding
Source: RefSeq, a predicted model, not a curated record
AUGGACGGGCUGCGCCGCGCAUUGGCGCUGGCUGCCCUGCUGUAUCCAUCUGGUGUGGAGCUUGGGGAUCGCCGCACGCCGCUGGCCGACGACGGAGCAUCCCCGCCCGUGCCGCUCUCUGUGCCCUUCCACUUCUACCGCCGCACCUACCACACCCUCUACGUGAACAACAAUGGACUGGUGUCCUUUGGGGCACCCGAGACCCAGUACACGUCCGACCCAUUCCCACUGCCCGACGGCCGUGCCCUUGUGGCCCCAUUUUGGGCGGACGUGGACGUGCGGGUGGCAGGCCGGGUGCUGUACCGCCAGUCUCGUGCCCCUGGGAUCUUGGCCCGUGCCACGGCUGAUGUGGGCGCCGCCUUCCCCCACCUGCCCUUCACUGCUGCCUGGGUGUUCGUGGCCACCUGGGACCGUGUGGCCUUCUACGGGGCCACCGUCGCCAAGGUCAGCACCUUCCAGGUGAUGCUGGUCAGCGACGGACGACUUUCCUUCAUCAUCCUCAACUACGGGGACAUCCAGUGGACCACGGGGGCAGGCAGCGGGGGGGACCCCCGCAGUGGCCUGGGGGGCAUCCCUGCCCAGGCUGGGUUCAACAGUGGGGGCUCACGGCUGUACUUCAGCCUGCCCGGCUCACGCACCCCGGCCAUCGCCCAUGUCGGCGCCACCAGCAAUGUGGGGCUCCCGGGCCGCUGGCUCUUCCGAGUGGACGACUUCUCCUUGCCCCACGGCUGCGUCUACAACGCCCAGUUCCUGCCGCCAGGGGCUGCACUGUGGACAGAUGAGGACUGCCGGCAGCACUGCCAGUGCCUGGCUGGAGAUGGGGGGCUGACAUGCGAGGUGCGGCGCUGUGGGCCAGGCGAGGCCUGCCGCCCAGCUGCCGGCUACCACGCCUGCCAGCCUGCCAGCCGUGCUGCCUGCCAGGCCCUGGGCGGGAGUUGCUACCGUACCCUGGAUGGGCACAGCUAUCGCACCCAGGGGACCUGCGCCCACGUGCUGUCCCAGGCCCCGACAGCUCCCAGCUCAGGCCUGGCCCCAUACCGCGUGGAGGCCGGGCCGGGUGCCAGAGGGGGUGUACGCGUGGCAGCCCACAAGCAGGAGGUGACAGUGGCCAGCGGUGCCACGGGGCAUGUGAUGGUCAAUGGAAUAAGGACUCUGCUCCCAGUCAUCCUCCUCAAUGGGAAGAUCCAGGUGCACCAAAGUGGUUUCUAUGUGAGAAUCACCACAGAUUUUGGGCUGGUGGUCUCCUACGAUGGGCGGCAUCACGUGGAGGUCAUGGUGCCCCCUGCCUACUUCAAUACCACGUGUGGCUUGUGUGGGACCCUGACCAAUGACCCUGAUGAUGACUUCUGGAUGCCCAACAGCACAUUAGUGACAUCCCCGGUGGCCUUCACCACGAGCUGGCAGGUCAUAGAGGAAGGGCGCCCGUGCGCGGGGGACGUGGAACUGCCUGCGUGCCCUGAUGCCCAACGGGCUCGUUAUACCAGCAAUGACUCCUGUGGCUUCAUGGAAAUGUCUCCAGGCCCCUUUGCGGCCUGUGCUCAGGUCCUGCCCCCCGUGGCCUUCGUGGAAAGCUGUGUGGAGAAUCUCUGCGUGGUGCCUGACGCAGACCCAGAGGCGCUAUGCAGAGCUCUGGGCAGUUACAUGGAGAGCUGCCAGGCUGCUAACAUCACCGUCGGGCAGUGGAGGACAGACAGCUUUUGUGGGAUCACGUGCCACGAGAACAGCCACUACGAAGAGUGCGCCAGCGCCUGUCCGGCCAGCUGCUCAGACUCCACGGCCCCCCUGUACUGCACCCAGCCCUGCCGUGAGGGCUGCAUCUGCAACCCGGGCUACAUCCUCAGCGGGGCAUCAUGCGUGCCCCUGAGCCAGUGUGGGUGCCUGCUGGAUGGCCGCUAUCAUGCACUGGGCUCAGAUUUGAUUCUGACCGACACCUGCAGCCGCAAGUGUAGCUGCCGGGAGCCAGCCCAGCCCAUGCAGUGCCAGCCCCACACCUGCAGGGCCUUGGAGACCUGCAGCAUCCUGGACGGUGUCCGGGGCUGCCACCCCAUCCGCUUUGGCCUCCUGCAGGUCUUUGGCCGCCUGCACUACACCACAUUCGACAGAGCCACCUUCGAUGUCCCUGGGACCUGCACGUACACCCUGAGCACGUACUGUGGGCCCCCCGGGCAGCUCCCCAGCUUCACCAUCAGGGUGGAGAGUAAGCACUGGGGGUCCAUUUCCAUGUCCUCAACACGCCGGGUGGAGGUGGAGGUCUACGGGCAUCACAUCAUUGUGGACGCAGAGAAGGACGGCCAGAUCCAGGUCAAUGGCACCAUGGCCAACCUACCCAUGGCCCUAGCUUCAGGGAAGCUCUCAGCCUACUACAGCGGCUCCUCUGUCAUCGUGCAGGCUGCAUUCGGCCUCUCCAUGUCCUAUGAUGGAAGCCACGAUGUGACAGUUGCCAUUCCCGAGACCUAUGCUGGGCUCCUCUGUGGACUGGGGGGAGACUUUAAUGCCAACCGUAGUGAUGACUUCAGGACACCUGAUGGUUCAGCAGCUCCCGGCUUGGCCUCCUUCGUGACGAGCUGGAAGGCCCCGGGUUCUCCAUUCCAUUGCGAGGCCAUAGCACCUGAGAGGGAGUGCAGCAAUGGGGAAGGGGCUCGGUAUAUUGCCCUGAACUCCUGUGGGAUCAUCACCGACAUGGCUGGACCCUUCAGUGCCUGUGGCAGCCAAGAGGAUGCCCACGGGUUCCUGCAUAGCUGCGUGCAUGACCUGUGUGCCACAGAGGGAAGUAGGCAGACCCUCUGCCAAGUGCUCCAGAGCUAUGCCCAGCAGUGCCAACGCCAAGGCUUCCCCAUCCAGGCCUGGAGAGAACAGGCUGGCUGUGAGCUACUCUGCCCUCUCCACAGCCACUAUGAGCUCUGCGGCCCAUCCUGCCCAGCUUCCUGUGCCAGCCCAACGGGGCCCCAGUCCUGCCUCAUGCCCUGUGUCGAAGGCUGCCAGUGUGACAGAGGGCUGGUGCUGAGUGGCACCGCAUGUGUGAGCCUGGAGCUGUGCGGCUGCACCCACAAUGGCCGCUACUACCUGCCUGGGGAAGAGUUCUGGGAAGAUGAGCAGUGCCAGCAGUUGUGUCAGUGCCAGGGCUUAUCCCACACAGUCCAGUGCUCCAGUGCCACCUGUGCCCCAGGGGAGAUCUGCAGCACAUGGGAGGGGGUUCUGGGCUGUCACCUGCCCCCUCCCAGCACCUGCUGGGCAGCUGGGCUUCCCCACUACCACACCUUUGAUGGGCGGCUCUACGAUCUAUGGGGAACUUGUGCCUAUAUCUUUGCCGAGGUCUGUGGCAUCUCCCCAGUGGCCCCCUACUUCCGUGUAGAUGUGAGGCAUGAGCACCAGCCUCAGGACCCUAUGGCUGGGCUGUCGGAGGUGUCUGUCCUGCUAAGCGAGGUCCGGAUCCGUCUUCAGAGGGGACAGCCCAACACCGUGGAGGUCAAUGGGAUCACUGAGAUCCUCCCGCUGCGUCUCCAACGCGAAGGCAUCAUUGUCUACCAGGCCGGGUCACGCACUGUUGUGCAGACCGACUUCAACCUGACUCUGAACGCUGACCUGGCCCAUGGCCUGGUGCUCACCCUGCCCCAUGACUUCCGUGGCCACACCUGUGGGCUCUGUGGGAAUUUCAACGGGGCACCCGAUGAUGACUUCCUGCUACGGGAUGGCUCCCAGGUGCCCGAUGCCUUCCACUUUGCUGCAGACUGGAAGGCGGAACCAGUGCCCAGCUGCACCGAUGGCUGCCCAAAGCCCUGCCCAGGUUGUGCCCAGGGUGCCGGGCUGGUAGCAGCAAAGUCCCAGUGCUGGAUGCUGCAGGACCCCAAUGGUCCCUUCUCCACCUGCCACUCCCAGCUGGCCCCUGGCCCCUACUUUUCAACCUGCAUCUUUGACGUGUGCAUGUCCGGUGGGGACAUGCGUGUGCUGUGCCUCUCCAUCCAGACCUAUGCCACCGCCUGCCAGCAGGCUGAGGUGAAGAUCUCAAACUGGAGGAACGAGUCCUUCUGUGCCCUGCAGUGCCCAGCUCACAGCCACUACCGACUCUGCGGCAGGUCCUACGAGGGCAUGUGUGGCAGUACCUGGCUGGGGAUGUCCCGUGGCCAGACUUGCUCUGAAGGGUGUUUCUGCGAUGACGGCUACUUGCGAAGCGGGGACCGGUGCGUGUUGCCAGAGGAGUGCGGCUGCGAACGAGAUGGACACUACUACAAUGUUGGAGACCACAUCUGGCUCUCUGGUUGCACCCAACGCUGCAGCUGUGACUCCCGCAACACCCUCCGCUGCUCCCAUGCCCAGUGCUCCCCAGGCCAGCAGUGUGCCGUGAGACACAGUCGGCUGGGCUGCCAGCGCCACUUGAGCACCUGCGUGGUGACGGGAGACCCACACUACUUCACCUUCGAUGGGGCCGUGGCGCAUUUCCAGGGUGCCUGUGACUACGAGGUUGCGCACACCUGCAACUCCUCGGCUGCCGUGUCCUUCCGCGUGGUUAUGGCCAACCGGCAUUUCCGCAGCCCCCGUGUCUCCUUUGUGUACCGUGUGGAGGUUUGGCUCCGCAGCCACCAGCUCAAUGCCCAUGUCGUCUUGGAGCGCGGCAAGGCUGUCCACGUCAAUGGGACAAGGAUGCGGCUGCCGGCCCAGCUGGGCCCCAGUGCCGAGAUCGUGCGGCUGAAGAACCUGCUGGUGGUGAGGGCCGGGGGCAGCCUGGAGGUGCAGUUCAACGGUGCCAGCAGCGCUUUUGUGCGCGUGGGACCUGAGCACCGGCGUGGGCUCUGCGGCAUGUGCGGCAACUUCGAUGGGGACCCUACAGAUGACAAGGUGCUGCCGGAUGGGACCCCCGCCCACGACGACGCCCAGUUUGGCAACGCCUGGGUCUCUGACCGCAGCCCACCAGGGUGCACAAAUGGCACAGGCGAGCUGCGGCCAUGCCUGGCACUCCCUGAGGUCCGGCGCCUCUGCGGGAUCCUCACCAACCGCUCGGGGCCCUUCGCUGAGUGCCACUGGCAUGAGCUCCCUGGCCCCUACCUCGAGUCCUGCGUUUACGACCUGUGCCAGUACGGGACGGGCAACCGCAUGCUGUGCGCCGCCUUGGAGUCCUACGCCGAGAUGUGCGCCCUGCUGGGCGUGCGGGUGCCCAGCUGGAGACGGGCCCUGGGCUGUGGUUUCCUCUGCCCGGCCAACCAGUACUUCGAUUUCUGCGGCCCGGCCUGCCCGGCCUCAUGCGCGGACCCCGGCGCCCCUGCCCGCUGCAGGAAGCCCUGUGUGGCUGGCUGCUUCUGCAGGGAGGGCUACGCACUGGAGGCGGGCGUGUGUGUGCCCCAGAGACAGUGCGGGUGCCUGCUGGACGGCCACUACCAUGUUCUAGGCACGGAGCUGAUCCUGACCGAUACCUGCAGUCGCAAGUGCAUCUGUCGGGAGCCGGCCCAACCCAUGCAGUGCCAGCCCCAUGCCUGCAGGGCCCUGGAGACCUGCCGAAUUCUGGAUGGUGUCCGGGGAUGCCACCCCAUGCAAUUCGGCCUCCUGAGGGUCUUCGGCCACCUACACUACAUCACAUUCGAUGGAGCCACCUAUGACACCCCAGGGGCCUGCACGUACACCCUGAGCACGUACUGCGGCCCUCCUGGGCAGCUCCCUGGCUUCACCGUCAGGGUGGAGAGUCAGCACUGGGGGUCCAUUGCCAUGUCCCGGGUGCGCCGGGUGGAGGUGGAAGUUUACGGGCAUCGUGUUGCGAUAUCAGUGGGGCAGGACAGCCGGGUCCAGGUGAAUGGGUCUCUAGCCAAUCUGCCCCUGGUCCUGGCAGCAGGGAAAGUCCAUGCCUACUUCAGCAGUUCAUCCACCAUGGUCCAGACAGACUUCGGCCUCAGCGUCUCCUAUGACUGGUCCCAUGAUGUGACCAUGAGCAUCCCCGAGGCCUACGCCAGAGCCCUCUGUGGGCUUGGGGGAGACUUCGAUGGGGACCCGAGCAAUGAUUUCCGGACACCCACUGGCACUCUGGUCCAUGAUGCUGCCACCUUCAGGGACAGCUGGAAGGAGCCUGGAUCCCCCUUUCACUGCUUAGCCGUGGGGGUCCCGACACUGUGUAGUGAAGCUGAGCUGGCCCAAUAUGGAUCCCCAAAUGCCUGUGGGAUGCUUGUUGAUGCCAACGGGCCCUUCCACACAUGUGGCAUGCCGGCCUCUGUGCAGUCCCUGGCUGAGAGCUGCGUGAAGGACAUGUGCGCCAAGCAGGGCAGCCGCCAGGCCCUGUGUGAGGCAUUGAGCAGCUAUGCCAGGCAGUGCCAGCGCCACGGCCUGCCCAUCCAACCCUGGCGCCACAAGGCUGGCUGCGAGCUGCUCUGCCCCCCGCACAGCCACUACAAGCUUUGUGGCCCAUCCUGCCCAGCCUCCUGUGCCAGCCCGGUGGAGCCCCAGCCCUGCCCCACGCCAUGUGCUGAAGGCUGCCAGUGUGAUGCAGGGCUGGUGCUGAGUGGCACCACGUGUGUGAGCCCAGAGCAAUGUGGCUGCACCCACAAUGGCCGCUACUAUCUACCUGGAGAGCAGUUCUGGGAAGGCGAGCGGUGCCAGCAGCGGUGCCAGUGCCAGGGCUCGUCCCACAUGGUUCAGUGCUCCAAUGCCACCUGUGCCUCGGGGGAGAUCUGCAGCAUGCAUGAGGGAUUUCUGGGCUGUCACGUGCCCCCUCCUGGCAUCUGCUGGGCAGCCGGGCUGCCCCACUACUACACCUUUGACGGGCGGCUCUACGAUCUACAUGGCACUUGCAGUUACAUCUUUGCCGAGGCCUGUGGGGUCUCCCCAGCAGCGCCCUACUUCCGCGUGGACGUGAGGCACAAGCACCAGCCCCAGGACCCUGUGGCCGGGCUAUCGGAGGUGUCCGUCUUGGUGAAUGGAGUCCACAUCCAUCUAUGGAGAGGACAGCCUGGCACCGUGGAGGUGGAUGGUGUGGCCCAGCCCUUGCCCCUGCACCUGCCAGCCGCAGGUGUCAAGGUCCAUGCAAAUGGGCUGCUUGUGGCACUGAGCACGGGUUUUGGACUGCAGCUCCGCUCCGACCUAGCCCAUGGCCUGGAGCUCAUCCUGCCCCCAGCCUUCCGCAGCCACACCUGCGGGCUCUGCGGGAACUUCAACGGGACCCCUGAUGACGACGACCUGCUGCCGGAUGACUCCCAGGCACCCGAUGCCUCCAGCUUGGCUGCGGGCUGGAAGGUGGCAUCAGUGCCUGGCUGCACUGAUGGCUGCCUGGAGGUGUGCCCGGGCUGUGCCCAGGAUGCUAGGCUGGUGGCAGCAAAGUCCCAGUGCUGGGUGCUCCAGGACCCCGAUGGGCCCUUCUCCAUGUGCCAUGCCCAGCUGGACCCCAGCCCCUACAUGUUGGCCUGUGUCUUCGAUGUGUGCGUGUCUGGCGGGGACACGCGUGUGCUGUGCCCUUCCAUUCAGACCUAUGCCUCUGCCUGCCAGCGGGCAAAUGCCAGCAUCUCCCCAUGGAGAAACAACUCCUUCUGUGGUAAGUAGACCCCUCAUUACCUCUGAGCUCCUUCCACCAGAGAUAAUCCCUGGUUUGUCACCCUCUCCAUCCCUCCCAGUCCAAUUCCCACCAGUAUUGCACCCAGGUCUGGUCCCCACACCUCCCAAAGGCUAGACCCUCAAUACUGGAGGAAGAACAAAACCCAAGAGAGAGGAACAAAACCCAGCUCAGAGCCAGCUCACUCUCCCUUCUGGCCUCUGCUGUCUGCUGACAUGUGACCCAGGAGAUGGGGCAAGACAGAUCUAAGGUCUGAUUCAGUCAGUGGCAAUUUUUAGAGUAGUUUUCCCCUAAGCACUCUUAAAAAAUACCUAACAGAGGUGCAGAGCCCUUUGGAUGGCUAAUGUGGGUAUUCACAUGCUUUUGUUUCAUCACCGUCAUCUUUCGUGGACCCCUUAGACAUAGUCUGCAGACCCUCCAGGGGGUCCACAGACCACAGGUUGGAAACCACGGUUCUGAAAGAAAGUCUGUGGGGAUUUAUUACCAACUGUGUCCCAUGAUACAAGAAUGAGGGGUCACAGUGCAAGGCAGGGCACGACUCCUGCAUUGUGUGGUGGCAGAGAGCAAAGGCCAGAAAGGAGAGGGAGCUGAGUUUUGUUCCUCUCUGGGCUCAUUUACACAAGAUGCAUUUAAGGCACAUUAGCCUAAAUUUAAGGUGCAUUAGGGCAUGCAUCUACAUGCGCGUGCCGUUAAUGCGCUUUAAAAAUGGUGUAGGUACACAGGUAUCAAAUAUAGGUGCAAUUAGUUAAGAUGCGAUUAGUUACGGCACAUUAAUGCUGUGUGUGCCGACUGACUUGGGACUAACUUGAGUCCCAUGUUGGUCCA